UUGUUCUGUGUAUUUUGACCCUUUACACUGUCUGCCACUGACAAACAAUAGGACCUCUCAAUCAAUUUGAAUAGUGAAGAGGAUCCAGAAUAGGUAACACAGCACCUUAAGGCUGUCGUUAAACUUUGAUGAGCCUGGAAUUCUCAACAGCAGCAGCGGUGCUUAUAUCUUUAGAUCUUGUAAGGACCAUGAGGUGACAAGCUUCGGAGGAGCAGAUAAUACAGGAAUAGAAAAAUGUGAGUCAUGCUUUGGGGCAGAUGUAGUGUCCUUGUGGUUCUCUGCGUCUGUCCUCUAGCCUCCCUCAUAAUGCCUCCCUGUCCUGCUGGCUGUUGCUGUGCCCGUCCAGGAUUUUUGGUUCUGUGCGAGUCCCUGGGUCUCCGAUCACUUCCUCGCUCCGUCCCUCUCAGUACCUCAUCUCUGUCUGUGGCCAGAAACCAGCUCUGUAACGUGGACCACCUGCUCCGGCCGUUUUCUGGCCUGCAGGAGCUGAGCCUAAGUCACAAUCUGCUGGACCGCUUCCCACGUGGACUGCCUCCAAGCCUGGAGUCCCUGCUGCUGCAAGAAAACCGCAUCACUUAUAUCACCUCCGGCGCCCUGCGGCAUCUGGGGAACCUCACACGUCUAGAUCUGGAGGACAACCGCAUCCGUGCCAUCCAACCUGGGGCACUUCAGGGUCUUAACAAGCUGCAGGUGCUGACACUAAGGGGGAACAAGCUUACAAGCCUCCCCCUGAAUCUUCCUCCAUCGCUGACUCAUUUAGACCUCUCAGCAAACUGCAUCUCUGUCCUGGACCUGCCCUCGCUGUCCGCCCUGGUCAACCUGCAGGUCCUGAAGAUCAACAGCAACUGCCUGCGCUCAGUCCCGGAGAGAGCCUUCGAUGGCCUGCCACGUCUCAGAUCCGUGGACCUCAACAACAACCUGUGGGUGUGCGAGUGUGACAUUUUGUAUCUUUACCGCUGGCUGCUGAGUGGCAGACUGAAGAUGGCUACAGACCUGGUCUGCACCGAACCCGUCCAUCUUGCUCACCGCUUACUUCUGAACCUCUCUGUCAUGACUAUCUGUCCUCAUGUCCUGAAGCCAAAUGAGAGGACAUACCAGCUGGACCUCAACCCUAAACUGGAGAGAAAUCUGGAGAUGCUGACGGUAAAGCCCAUGGGACUAAACUCACUUGAAAACAAGAGAUAUUUUGGAUCAAAGCAAGAAACCACUGCUUCCAAGGAUGCUCCAAAGAGUCGUAUAUUACUUGAACCCUACUCUUUAGAGACCCUCACCUAUGAGGAGUGUUUGUCCUUGAAUGUAACAAGAACAGUCAGCCCAUCUUACAUAAAAACCACUACCUCUCUCCCUGAUGAAGAGAAAUGCAACAUCACAGGUCAGUACCCUCAGAUUAACGCAACCUCUGCUGAAGGUACUCGAUCUUUGCUUUCCACAAACAGAGACGCACCCUGGCCCACUCCCAACCCACGACCACACACACAGCAAGACUCCGCAGUGGUCAUCUCCCUGCUUGCUGUGUUGUGUACAUUAGUAGCUCUGCUAAUGCUGGCGGUGCUGCUAGUGCUGAAAAAGGUGCUUCUGCACCAACAGAGGGUGGCACCGCUCGAUGUAGGAUCUGGUGGAUAAAAACACGCACAGACACGCUAAACAUGUUUUUACUCAUUUAAUUCACAAUAAGCACAGUCCCAUACAAUAUUCUGUAUUAUAUUUUUUUGUAUGUGUACUCGAGCUGUUGACCUAACUGUAUUUUCAUACUGAAUCCUCUGAAGAGGGAGUCAUGAUUUUAUACAAUCAAGCCAAAUAAAGCCAAAAUAUAUACAAAACAAAAACACACCUCGACCUGUGGUUUCUGAUUUAUCAUGUUGGCGACCUGUGUUGAAAAGCUUAUUUGUUUACAUGUAAGGAUCCGAGUUGUCCUCAAAUAUUCCCCGCGAUCUUCCGGCUCCAAAAUCAGCAUCAAUUAAAAAAAAAAAAAAAAA
Larimichthys crocea (large yellow croaker) is the source of this 1976-nucleotide messenger RNA. It is a transcript of the gene tmem119a, whose product is annotated as transmembrane protein 119a. The transcript has 2 exons. The record is from RefSeq and is a predicted model, not a curated record. Gene Ontology annotation, biological process: neuron projection regeneration. Gene Ontology annotation, molecular function: protein binding. The coding region runs from base 244 to 1623 and encodes 459 amino acids. NCBI's taxonomy places the organism in Eukaryota, Metazoa, Chordata, Actinopteri, Sciaenidae.